Molecule: messenger RNA, 462 nt
Organism: Bombus huntii
Lineage: Eukaryota; Metazoa; Arthropoda; Insecta; Hymenoptera; Apidae
Product: NADH dehydrogenase [ubiquinone] 1 alpha subcomplex assembly factor 2
Exons: 1
Coding region: 1-462 (153 amino acids)
Biological process (GO): mitochondrial respiratory chain complex I assembly
Cellular component (GO): membrane
Source: RefSeq, a predicted model, not a curated record
AUGUCUGGAAAAGAAAGAGGUUUGUUUCGAAUUAUUUUAAAAAAUUUUAUUGCAUCAUUUAAACCAACCCAACAUAAGCUAAUUGGUGAAGAUUAUUAUGGUACAAAAUAUUACGAAAUUGAAAAUCCAAGAUCAAGGAGAAAGAACUCACCUCGAUAUUUCGUACCUGUAAAUAAAGAUGAUAACACGCAAGAAGUACCAGUAGAAUGGGAGGCAUGGUUAAGAUAUCGUCGAAAAGAUCCACCGUCAGAAGAAGAAAUAAGACAAAAUUAUCAAUUACAAAUGAUCAAAAAACGAAAUGCUGCAGAACUAGAAGCAAAACAUGUAAGUAAUGGAUUACAAAAGCAAAAGCAAAUUAACGAAGGAGAACAUGUACCAUUUCCAAUUUAUGAGGAGUAUAAAAAUUAUGGUCAAGAUUAUAAGAUAAAAUAUGAUGGACAAAAGCACGAAAAAGAUAAAUAG